Messenger RNA from Eupeodes corollae, 1345 nucleotides. RefSeq lists its product as uncharacterized. The transcript has 4 exons. Gene Ontology annotation, biological process: transcription by RNA polymerase III. Lineage: Eukaryota; Metazoa; Arthropoda; Insecta; Diptera; Syrphidae. The record is from RefSeq and is a predicted model, not a curated record. Bases 747 to 1196 code for a protein of 149 amino acids. Gene Ontology annotation, cellular component: transcription factor TFIIIC complex.
UCGGCAUGCUGGGCGAAGUUUGGCCAGGUGCAAAGCUCGAGGUCGUUACAAAGGAAGAUAUUCCAUGUAGGCCGAGAGCUCGCGCUUGGAUCCCUAAAGAAACCUCAUGUCCUGAUGACAUACAUACGUGAGAUGAUUAAGAUCAGCAACCCGGACCUCCCUUGUCACGAUUGGAAGAUCGCGAAACUGGAGCCAAAGGGUCUUUAUCGGAGUGCGAUUAUCGUAAUCAAUAAAGACUGUGGCUUCUCUUGCGCGAGUAAAGGCAGUGAUAAGAUACGGUUUCGAGACAGUUACGCUACGUAUGUAUGAAAAAGAUGAGGUAUACGCUUCAUGCGAGCCUCCACAACCCUUUUUGAAAGCUGUGUCGCAAGACGUAGGGGGUCCUGGUACUACUAUCACCUUCCCUUCCUUGGAUGUAGAUGUUGAUGUAUCUGGGCCCUCUUCUGUCGCAACACAGUCUUCUUCCGAACCUUCUUCAGAAGCUGUGUCGCAGGACGUAAGGGGUCCCAGUGCUAUCAUUACCUUCCCAUUCUUGGAUGUGGAUGAGAAUGUGGCGGGGCCCUCUUCUGUCGCAGCACAGUCUUCUCCUGAAAAUGUCAAAAGUAUAUCCCUAAUGGAGACUGAUGACUUAACCGACAAAGUUCUCCCCAGUGAGGAAGAUAAUGAACUGUUAGGUUUCUCUUCGUCUGAUCUGGAUGAGCUGGGUUUAACAGUGGUGGAGGUUGAUCUAUAUAUUUGUAGCCAAAAUGCUGCAAAUACUACAGAUUAAUCUCCAACACUCUAUAAAGGCUUCGGCCUCCCUACUUCUCCUCCUGUCAAAAACUGGGGAAGAUGUCGUUCUCAUCCAAGAGCCCUGGAUUUUGAAAUCCCUGGUUCGAGGAUUGAGAACUCCUGUCUACUACGUGUUAUAUGUAACAGGAAAAGUGAUAAAGACGUCUCCACAGACAACCAUACCUACUGGCUGGUAUCAGCAUAUUUGGGCUACGACCACCAGGGCCCACUGCCUGGUACCAUACCAUACUACGUGGGGUAGCACCGAUAUCAAUGACAGAGGUAAAAUCAAAUCAAUAUUGCAUUGGACACUUGUGCAUGUCAUACCCAACGGGGAAGUAGAAUCUUUUAUAAUGGAAGGAAAUAUGAAUUUUCAAUGGGAACCCAUAUUAUUUUUGAAGAGAAUCCAAGUCCACAACAUAUAGACCCUAUUUACGAAAAAUACUCAAAAAAAACAUUCCAAUAUUUGAAUAAAACCAAUAAAGUCCUGAAUUUUUCACGAAUUUUUGUCGAAUCCGAAAACAAUACAACAGACACUACAAUACCAGAUAACAUUACAAUAAAUAAACAAGCC